AUGAGUGGAUUCGAGAUUGUGGGGGUGAUAUCUGGUUCCGCGACGCUCGCAGGCGUGUCAUUGAAGAUUAUCCAUCACCUGAGUGUGUUUGUAGCGAGGGCUAGGGAUGCACACAACGUUGCGAAAGACCUGCAAGAAAAGAUCGAGCAAUUACAUGCGUGCUCGCAAACCGUGGAGGCGACCUCCAGCCGCCGGGAAGAACAACUUAAGGCUGAGCGACCAGGCCAGGCAGAACGCAACUUGUGGGGAGGGAUUGAUAGAUCCUUGGGACAAUGCGAACGGGUCUUGACGAAGUUUGAAGGCGCGCUGAAGGGCCUGAAGAGUGGAAAGGCCGAACUGAGCUGGCUGGAGAAAGGUCUCCUGCAGCUUAAGUUGGAUAACAGGGAUCCAGAAAUCAGAAGGUUGGAGAGUAAGAUCGACACACAUCUGCAGACGUUGCAGAUUUCCAUUCUUUGCGUUCAGAUUCUAUCAGCGACAGCGCAUCAUGACGAGAUCAAGUCAAUACUGGCAGGUCAUACUACGACUCUCGGACGCUUAGACGAAUUGUUACGGAGCGGAAGAAUCCAUGUUAAAGAGGCGCGGCGAGAAACGGCAUUACUUCUCCAACAUGGAGGAGGCGAAGCCAGUAGAUCAUCAUUCUUCGACAUUGAUGAUCUCAGCAGCAUGAGCGAGGACGCUUACCAGAGCGACGAUCCGGAAAAGGAGCUGAAUGAAAUUAAGGAUAUGGAAAAAGUUCUCGAGAUGGCUACUGAUGUCAGAGCCAUAUCCACUUACGACGCAGAAUCAGUCCGUGGCACGCUUUCAGAUGCGACAGACAGGCACAGCGUCGUGUCAGGCACCACCGGAUAUGGCUCGACGAUAUCCUUUGACCGGAGGCAAGACCUGUUAUAUCCCAGCAGAGGCGACUCUCUUCCCGAUCCCACUCCAGAUUUCGAUGAUACCAUGCCUCGCGAGGUCCUGGAAGCCCUGAUUGAACGUUUUAAGACACAAGUGCGCCUCCAGUGCUCGGCCGGUCACUACCAUCAGGCAGAAGAAAACCAGCAGGAGGCGAUCAGGCAUCUCGAAGAGCUGCAGUCCGGUUACGGCGUACCAUUCAACGACUUCGGUCUGAUGCAGAGCAUGCUAGCUCAGAUAUAUCUUGAGCAGGACAAAGUGGAAGAAGCCAUGAAGAUUCUCCAUGAUAAUAUGUCGGCCAAGCCUAAGCCUAGAGUGACAGCCGUGGCCAACCCCCGGACUACGCCAGCACCUGACAGAUGGCAGGCUAGUGCACUGGACUACUACCUGCUAGCGCUUGCGAACCAUAGAAAACAUCUCCGGGAGAACUCCAAACAGGACACUCGGUAUUUGAAGGACGCCGAAAAGUACGCGAAGCGAGCCUUCAAACGCGGCCUAGAAGCCGGCAAUCCCUCGGACACAACCUUUGUGAAGUCCGUGAAGCUGUUGAUCCAGAUAUACGAGGACAGGAACAAGAUGAUCCACGCCAGAACGUUUCGUGAGCUGUAUCUACAACAACCGGAAGACUUCCGGCCCCCGCCCUCGCCGCUCUCCUCAACCCGUUCACUCUCUAUAACUGAACAAGCCACCCCAACGAUUAGUUCAACUGCAUCCCUGAGCACAGUUAUCCACAAAGACAACGAUGGCACGCCUUCCGAUCUGAUCUCAGCUAUCGCAGCUGGGCGGGAUGAUCUCAUCGACGACAUGUUACAACAAACCGCAGACCUCGAGACGUGCCGUAACGGAAAGACUGCGGUGAUGCAUGCUGUGGACAAGAACAACGAGAAAGCUAUCCGAAAGCUUCACUCUGCGAGAGCGCAGCUCAACCAGGCUCUUUUCUACGCGGUGCGACGCGGCAACGCAGAUAUGACCAAGCUGCUGUUGAGUCUCGAUGCCGAGAAGGAGGUAAGGAACCAGUCAGGUUCAACGCCUUUGCUUGUAGCAGUAAGAGGCAAUCAUCCGUCUGUCGUUCAGGAGCUUCUAGAUGAAGGGGUAGAUGUGGAUGCGCGAGAUAGGGAGGGAUGGACCGCCGUACACUGCGCUGCUCUCGGCGGCAACGUCGAAGUAAUGCGCACUCUCCUGGAGCCCCGGCAGCGUGCGAAGAUGGUAAACAAGGAUGCGGUGUGUCCGGCGGGGAAAACCGCCUUACACUAUCUCGCCGAGUCUGGGAAGGUUCCCGUAGCGGAAGUUCUACUGGAGCACGGAGCGAACCCUGAUCUCAAGGAUAACACUGCAUCUGGACGGACCCCUUUGUAUCUGGCGGUCGAACGGCGGAAAUACGAAUUCGUCCGCAUGCUGGUAGAACGAGGGGUUACCGCUCAACGCGAAACCCUCCCAAAGACUUCCCAAGAGAUCAGGAAUCUGCUCGCCCAACCUGAGCAGCCUAUAUCAGCACCAGAGAGACGGGACAGUUCCGGUACUACCGCCUCGCGUCAGUCAUCGCGUUCAAAGCUUUCACCGUUCCCGCUCCGAGGUUUUGGACUCUUGCGAAAGCGGUAG
Messenger RNA from Coniosporium apollinis CBS 100218, 2493 nucleotides. RefSeq lists its product as uncharacterized. Gene Ontology annotation, molecular function: protein binding. NCBI's taxonomy places the organism in Eukaryota, Fungi, Ascomycota, Dothideomycetes. The transcript has 2 exons. The record is from RefSeq and is a predicted model, not a curated record. The coding region runs from base 1 to 2493 and encodes 830 amino acids.